Messenger RNA from Geodia barretti, 4818 nucleotides. The record is from the annotation of a GenBank genome assembly. Lineage: Eukaryota; Metazoa; Porifera; Demospongiae; Tetractinellida; Geodiidae.
UGUACCGGAAGUCGGAGUUCAACAAAGCUGCCAGCAGACGACACACUCUCUCUCUCUAUCGCUCUUUCCUCCGCAUCGGCUCCCUGCAGAUCGAGAGAUCGAGAAGGUGGGAGCAGGCGAGGAGAGCGUGGACCCAGCUAGAGAAACACAGCGAAACAGACCGACAGAGUCUGCCAGCCGUCUCCAGCCGGUCCCUAUACGAAGAUGGCGGGCUCCAAGAAGACGGCAGCUGGAGCUCCGGGGAGCAGCGGAGGAGGAGCUACAGUAGAGCCGCUGCGAAAGUUCGGAGUUACGUCAGAGCAACUGGUGGAGCUAAUGAGCCUCCGGACGAAAGAGGAGCGCUCGCAAGCCCUCGCGGAGUACGAGGGAGUCGAGGGGCUCAUGGGCCACUUGGAGGUGAACCGUAAGACUGGGCUCCCCGCAGACUCGCACGAACUCGUGAGGCGGCGAGCGGCCUUUGGAACAAACGUCAUACCCUCAACUCCGCCAAAAGCCUUCAUAGCUCUCUGCAUAGACGCCAUACAGGAUAAAACGUUGAUCAUUCUGAUGUGUGCGGCUGUCCUGAGCAUCAUCCUGGGAGUGACUGUUGAAGACAACAAGUCGAUCGCGUGGAUCGACGGCGCCGCCAUUCUCUCAGCUGUCGUCAUCGUUGUCCUGGUAACAGCCGCCAACGACUGGACGAAGGAGAGACAGUUCCGUGGUCUGCAGAGGAAGUUGGAGUCGGACUCAAAGUUCUCAGUGGUUAGAGGAGGCGACACAAUCGAAGUCACACACGCUGAUCUCGUUGUCGGGGACAUCGCUGAGUUCAAAUAUGGCAACACUUUCCCAGUCGACGGGAUACUUGUCCAGGGAAACGACGUGAAAGUUAGCGAAGCAGCUCUCACGGGAGAAGCUGAACUUGUCCGUAAGAACGAGACUUCCAGUCCAAUGCUCUUUUCUGGCACCCAGGUGAUGGAGGGGCGAGGUACUAUGCUAGUGACUGCAGUGGGUCCCAACUCCCAACAAGGCCGCAUCUUUGCUCUCAUGAGGGGAAUUGAAGAGGAAUCUGGGUUUAUUACUGAGGCGCUGAAAAAGCUGCGUGGCAAGAUGUCCAAGAGCGCAGAGGAGCCCACGGAUCCUGAAACCGGUGCCGGUAGGCCUGGGGUCGAAGGUCAGGUAAAGGCGGACGAGGCCGAGGAGGAAGCAGCUGUCCAGGCUGAGGUAUUUGAAUACCAGCCUUCUGACCCGCCAGGCAAAGAAACCGGAAUUAUCGGCCGCGUCAAGCAGUACCGCGAGAAACGACGCCAACAGAAAGAAGAAGCAGAAGAGGAUAAGGAGGGCGUGUCGUCCGAGAGCGUUCUGCAGAAAAAGCUAAACAAACUCGCAGUGCAAAUCGGAUACGGUGGUACCGUGGCAGCUAUAGUCUGCAUUCUCGUUCUCACGGUUCGAUUCUCGAUCGAGGAAUACGGAGUCAACGGACGCGGAUGGAAUUCUAGUACCGAUUUCUCGCAAAUUCUUCACUUUGUCAUCAUCGGAAUCACCGUUCUCGUUGUUGCUAUCCCCGAGGGGUUGCCCCUAGCCGUUACCAUAGCACUGGCGUUCUCCGUGAAGAAAAUGCUGAAAGAUAAUAAUCUCGUUCGUCAUCUCCAUGCCUGUGAAACCAUGGGCAACGCGACGUCAAUCUGCUCGGACAAGACGGGGACCUUGACGACCAAUAGGAUGACUGUCGUCGAGAGUUACUUCGCUGGAAUUCAUUAUGAUGUCACCCCUAAAGCGGAGGAUCUCCCGGGGAACCUGUUGGAGAUGUUGAAAGAUUGCAUCGCAAUAAACAGCAACUACACUUCGCUUCUCUUAGAGCCGGGUAAGGAGUCGUCGGGGGCAACUGAGACGGACCUGUCGCUGAAGGAAAGGGUUCUGAGGCUGUUGCCAUGGAGAAAGGCGGGCUCCAACCAGCUACUGGGGCAGGGCCUGAAACUGCAAGUCGGCAACGUGACUGAGUGUGCUCUUCUGGGCCUUCUCGAGGAACUGAACGUCGACUAUGCCUCAAUACGUGAAGCUCAUCCAACCGGCUCCUUCUCAAAGGUCUUCACGUUCAACUCUGCUCGUAAGAGCAUGUCCACCAUCAUCCCCCUGCCAUCUGGCGGCUACCUUCUCCUGUGCAAGGGGGCCUCGGAGAUCGUUCUCGGCAAAUGUAGCAGUGUCGUCGGCGAGAACGGACGUAUUUUGCCGCUGAAUGCCGGAGAGAGAAAGAAUAUCAUCAACACCGUGGUGCAGCCGAUGGCAAACAACGCUCUAAGGACUCUAUGCAUGGCUUACAAGGAGAUCCCGGCUCAAUCUGCGGAAGAGGGGGCAGAGAUAUCGUCGCAGAGUCCAGAUUUUGACAAUGAAGGGGUCAUGGUGUGCGGACUGACGUGUAUAGGGAUAGUGGGCAUCCAGGACCCGUCAGACCUGAGGUUCCACGCUGCAUCCAGCAGUGUCAAGAGGCUGGGAUAAUAGUGCGGAUGGUGACCGGGGACAACAUUGACACUGCCAGAGCCAUCGCACUAAAAUGUGGCAUUAUAUCUGAGGAUCACGGGAAGGACAAGGACAGGGUCAUGGAUGGAAAGGAGUUUAAUCGACGAAUCAGAGAGAGAGAAGAGGUGAGUCAGCAGCUGUUUGACCGUAUGUGGCCAAGGCUGAGGGUCCUGGCGAGAUCUUCCCCCGAGGACAAACACACUCUUGUUGACCACAUCAUCCGAUCCAAACUCAGCAAGAACAGGGAGGUCGUCGCGGUAACUGGAGACGGGACGAACGACGGACCGGCGCUGAAGAGGGCAGAUGUUGGAUUUGCCAUGGGAAUAGCUGGGACUGAUGUCGCCAAGGAGGCAUGUGACAUCAUCUUGACAGACGAUAACUUUGCCUCCAUCGUCAAGGCGGUGAAAUGGGGCCGCAAUGUCUACGACUCCAUUUCCAAAUUUCUCCAGUUUCAGCUCACCGUCAAUGUCGUUGCCGUGUCGAUCACCAUCAUAUCGGCGUUUACCAUCACCGACAGCCCACUGCGUGCCAUUCAGAUGCUGUGGGUUAAUCUCAUCAUGGACACCCUCGCCUCGCUCGCACUGGCGACCGAAAAUCCCACAGACGACCUGCUAAAACGAAGGCCCUACGGACGAACCAAGGCUCUCAUAUCUCGCCACAUGUGGCUGUUUAUUAUCGGUCACUCCAUUUAUCAACUGACGACUUUGCUAGUGCUAGUUUUUGCCGGAGCUCAACUUUUUGACAUUCAGACUGGCAUCGGAAGAGAACUUCGCGCCACACCAACCCAGCAUUUCACCGUCGUUUUCAACGCUUUCGUCUUCAUGCAACUCUUCAACGAGAUCAACGCACGCAAGAUUCACGGCGAGCGAAACGUGUUCGAUAAAAUCUGGACAAACUGGAUUUUCCUGUCGGUGAUGAUCGUGCAGACCUCGGUCCAGAUCAUCAUAGUGCAGUUUGGGAGUGUGAUAUUUGGAACGGCGGAACUGGGCUGGGACCUGUGGAUGUGGUGUGUUUUCCUGGGCAGUUUGGAACUGGUCGUCAAUCAACUCCUCCUACUCAUCCCAGUCAACAAACUUCCUCUCAAGAAACUGAAAUUAUGGAAAUCCAAAGAAGAGGUGGACACGUAUGAGCAGCCGUAUGAUCCUGAUGAGAACACCAGAGCUCAGGUUCUUUGGAUGAAGAGUCUGCGUCGCAUUCAGACUCAGAUUCGAGUGGUGAAUGCAUUCCGUUCCACCCUGGAGUCGGGACACCUUCUCCACGUCUCCAUGUUACCAACACUGCAGGAGACCCCGCGACCGGGUCGUUACCAGAGCAACCAAACAAUCGAAGGCAGGGUGACGUCGGUAUGAUGUCACCCCACAUUCCAUUAUCGUAUCAAACUCGUUAUUAUUUAGGAUACACAAUGUUUCAAACUGUACGUAUAUAUAAAUGUGUAUGUCAUUUACUUCUAGAUUUCGGUUGGCCUGCUGUAAGUGCUGCGAUCUGAUGAGAAAGUUUCUCAUUUUUUCGAGCCAACUCUUCAUGUGAUUUGGCCAACAACAGAAGAUGCUUCUGCGUGCUCUCUUGACAAUGGCUAUCGAUGUGUGCACGUUGCAUAACUUCCGUGCAGCCAACGUAUCUGAAAGGGCAGUCGAGCGGUUCCAGUAAGCAGGCUGCGCGAUGGGUCUUCAUGUCCCUACGCUUGAUGUUCUUUUCUCCACAAUCGUUUGGACAGUCUAGCGGGUACUGGGCACAUUGGUCGUAAUGGCUGAAUCUGCAGCCGAUCCCUACUAUGGCGCCAUACGAGGCUGUAUGUCCACAAUGCUCACAAGUGUAUCUACGACCUAUACACAGCUUUUCUAGGUGCUCAAGUACAAACUGCCUCUCCAUUCUUUCCCUGCACCCUUUUCUGCAUACAACUACAACAUUUCCGCACCUGUCCUGCUCGAGAUUUUGUUUCAAAUCUUCCAGUGCUCCACUCCAAUGGCAGCCUACUAGUCGGGAGACGCACCUAACCCUAAGCUCAUUGAUUUCCCCCAUCUUCUCUUUGUUCAAGACACUUUGAAAAUCUGGUUGUCGGCAAUGUGGGCACGUAUUUUGAGCCUUCUGAGCUGUUGUUGAUUGCCAUUGCUGGAGGCAGGAGUCGCAGAAGUGCUGGCCGCAGCACACCGUCAGUCGUGCUUCUCUUAUGACUUUGUGGCAGAUGUUACAGAUGUACUUUGGAGGGACUCUGGCUACAAACUCGUAGUCAUAGCCAUCAGGCUCUGGUUCGCUGUCAAGGAAAACAUACAGCAUACGCUCACUUAAUGAAGCAUGACCUUAGCUACGUAUACCUGUUUGCCAUGA